CUACCAGCACUACAUUCCACUUACUACCACCAAGGAACAUGAAGACCUUAGUGCUCGUCCUGGCGAUCGUGGCCGCUGCGACCUGCAAGCCGGCAGGGGACGAUGACGUUGUCAAUUCUGUCAUCGGAGUUGUCAAAAGCUGUUCAGAAGACAACGUCGGGUUGUGCCUGAAGGAGCGUGCCCUUAAAUAUGUUGAAAACAUGAACUCAGCUAAGGAAGUGAGCAUCCUUGAUGGAGUCAGCUUGCUAGGAACCGGAUCGCCCAGGUCAGCCAGGUCCUUCGAACCCCUCUCAGAAGAACCCAGAGCCAGGGAAAACCAGGUUGAGAACAGACUCUUGGACGCUGCAGCGGAAUUUCUGGAGAACCAUGUGAUCCAGCUCCGCGUACCCAAGAGCACAGUUGAAGAUGUGAAGAGGUCUCUUGAAGAAGGCCGUGGUAAGAAGAAGAAGCUGAAGCAGCUCCUCCCAAUCCUGGCUCUGGUGCAGCUGAAGAUCCAGUCUCUCAUCCCUCUGUUCCUUGGUGUGAUCGCCUUCGCCGCUGUCAAGGGUCUGAUGCUAGCCAAGGCCGCUCUCCUGGCCUCAGCUCUGCUCCUCCUCAAGAAGUUGCUGUCCAAGGGUGAACACCACGAGAGCUACGAAGUGGUGGCUCAUCCUCACCACGAUGAACACUACAGUCAUGGAUCAAGCCACGGAGGCUGGGGCAGGUCAUCUGACGCGCAAAACCUCGCGUACAAUGCCUACUCCAAUUGAAACCUAAGAUUUAUUUAGACGUAUUAUGUCAUCACUUCUUUCUGUUUAGUCUUACGCGGACCUCAGAUCGAGAUUUAACUUAUUAUUUAAUAAUUUAUUUAAAUUAUUUAAAAGUUUGUUAUUUAAUUUAUUAACUGAACGAGUGCAUCUUGUCUAUGGUUUCCAAAGCAUCGCCGUUUCUUUAUAUAUUUUCAAUACACAGUACCUGUUUUUUAGUUAAGUCUUUAUAGUACGAUAGUGACGUCAUUGUGACGUAGGUUGUUAAUAGCUUUAAUUAUUUUAUUAUUUAUGUUUACU
Messenger RNA from Ostrinia furnacalis (Asian corn borer), 1046 nucleotides. RefSeq lists its product as uncharacterized. Gene Ontology annotation, cellular component: membrane. Bases 39 to 749 code for a protein of 236 amino acids. The record is from RefSeq and is a predicted model, not a curated record. The transcript has 3 exons. NCBI's taxonomy places the organism in Eukaryota, Metazoa, Arthropoda, Insecta, Lepidoptera, Crambidae.